AAUCAUCUCUAUUAUGUAUCAGAAAACGAGAAGAACUGUGUGGAGAAAAACGUGUCUACCCCAGGUAUCAGCAUCUGCUUUGAGGCUUACCUCUACAACAUGGGCAACUACAGUAGUUGUCCCUGGCAGUUCCCAGCAUCCUCCCAGCUGGCUCCACAGAGACGGCCCUCUAUGGGUGAGGAAGAGGAGGAACAGGACUCCACAGCAGAGGGUCAGUCAGAGAAGAUCAAGAAACCCAAAAAAGUUUACUGCUAUAUUUCACCGAAGCAAUUCUCUGUAAAGGAGUUUUACCUGAAAAUUAUUCCCUGGCGCCUUUUCACCUUUCGCGUGUGUCCUGGAACUAAGUUCACAUACCAUGGGCCAGACCCUGUACACAAGUACUUGACACUGGUGGUGGAUGAUGGGAUUCAGCCUCCAGUAGAGCUCAGCUGUAAGGACAGGAACAUCAUGGCUGCCACCUUUAUACGGUUUCUUCACAAGAACAUUGGAGGAUCAGAGACGUUUCAGGAUAAGGUGAACUUCUUUCAGAGAGAGCUGAGAAACAUUCACUCCAAAAGACCUCGUACUAAAACCUGCCUGAAAAUCAACCGUCACUCCCUCCUCGAGUCGUCUCUGAAGGCCACAAGAAACUUUUCAGUGUCUGAUUGGAGUAAGAACUUUGAAGUCGUGUUCCAGGAUGAGGAAGCUUUGGACUGGGGAGGACCGAGGCGUGAAUGGUUUGAGCUCAUCUGUAAAGCUCUGUUUGACACCAGUAACCAGCUCUUUAUACGCUUUAGUGACAACAACCAGGGUUUGGUCCAUCCAAAUGCUGAACGUUCCCCUCACUUAAGAGGGAAGAUGUAUGAGUUUGCUGGGCGAGUGGUGGGGAAGUGUCUAUAUGAGUCGGCUUUAGGUGGGGCCUACAAGCAGCUAGUACGGGCCAGGUUCACCCGCUCCUUCCUGGCCCAGAUUAUUGGUUUACGGAUGAACUACAAGUACUUUGAAACUGACGAUGAAGAAUUUUACAAAACGAAGGUUUGCUUUAUCCUGAACAACGAUGUCAGUGAAAUGGACUUGGUGUUUGCUGAGGAAAAAUACAACAAGUCAGGACAGCUAGAGAAGGUGGUGGAAUUGAUAACUGGUGGUGCUCAGAUUGUUGUGACCAAUGAGAAUAAAAUUCACUAUUUGAACCUGCUGGCCCAAUAUAGACUAGCCAGUCAAGUGCGAGAUGAAGUAGAGCACUUUCUGAAAGGUUUGAAUGAACUUGUACCCGAAAACCUUUUGGCUAUUUUUGAUGAGAAUGAACUGGAGUUGUUAAUGUGUGGUACAGGAGACAUUAAUGUGCAGGACUUCAAAGCUCAUGCCAUAAUUGUUGGAGGGUCAUGGCACUUCAGAGAAAAGGUGAUGAAGUGGUUCUGGGCAGUUGUGUCGUCCUUCACACAGGAAGAGUUGGCACGUUUGUUGCAGUUCACUACUGGCUCUUCACAACUCCCACCCGGUGGCUUUAACACACUUUGCCCAUCCUUCCAGAUCAUAGCAGCUCCCACACACAGUACGCUGCCCACCGCACAUACCUGUUUUAACCAGCUGUGCCUCCCAACAUACGACUCCUACGAGGAGCUGCACAAGCUGCUGAAGCUGGCGAUUAGUGAGGGGAGCGAAGGCUUUGGGAUGCUCUGAACAUCUGUCCACACUUUAUGGACAUCUCAUUCCAGUGUAUUCUUUAAAGUUAGGACUCUGAUCAUAAAAUUCCUCUGGAUGGAUUCAAAAGUUGUGUAUAUAUGUAUUUUUAAAAAAAUAAGUUUUUCAUUUCUGUUGCCUCUCUUGCCAUGUUCAGGCAUAAAUAAAUGGCCUAACUAAGAGUCAAGAUGCUUGUCCUGCAUUUGUCUUAAACAGCUGGAUUUCUUUUAUGGAACAUAUUAGACUGAGAUUUUGUGAAUGACUGCAUAUAUAUAUACCCCCUUUGGCCUUAACUGAUCAGGAAAGGUUGUGUAUAUAACAGAAUAUAUAUAUUUAUUGCUUAUUUGUUUUGUUUAUACAUUGUAUACAUCUUUUCUUUGUAAUUGAUAAUUUUAUAUAUUUGACAAAGAGACCUUAGACACGUUAUCACUGCUCAUAACUGUUAAUCUCAAAGAUGUUGAUUCUGUUUUGGGGACUUGCAUUCCAGAAUCAUUUGUUUGUUUUAGCUGACUUGCGUAGGCUGAUGUGCCCUGUGCUUUUCUCAUUAAGCCCCAUACUGUUCAGGUGGACUUUUGUUAGACAUUUAACUUAUGAUGAAAAUAAUAAACAAACACUUAUGCUAAAAAGGCCAUGUGCAUUUAAAAAACCCUUCAAGCAUUAAUUCAGUUACACAAUUUAUCAAAAAUCUGAUAAAAGACUUUAACAUCUGUCAAGUGUUUUGUGUUAUUUUGACAUCCACAGUAUGUACCAAUGUUUUCAUGCCUAGUAAAAAAGGUUGGUUAAUAUCCGUUAACUGAUGCUGUAUAUGGUUAAUAUUUGUUUUUAACAGAGGAUAUGGCAAUACUGUAAGGAACGUUAACAUCUGGAGGGUAGUUUUGUGACCACUACAAACCAUUUACAGGGACAGGAAGUAAUGCUGAAGCACUGACUACCCCAAUUUUACUCUGUGCUCUUGCUUUUGUCCUGGUCGGUAUUAUUUUUUAUGUAUAUAAUGUAACAUACUGUAUUUGGGUUUGAAUUUAAAUAUAAUCGUUUUAUUUUCCAUUAGGUUAGCCUUUUCCAGACUGAACAUUUGUGUGCAGAUGACUACACUUUAUGAGUUAUUUAUGCAACAAAAAUUAAAAAGCAGAAAAGCUAUCUAUAAAAGUG
Molecule: messenger RNA, 2808 nt
Organism: Triplophysa rosa
Lineage: Eukaryota; Metazoa; Chordata; Actinopteri; Cypriniformes; Nemacheilidae
Product: apoptosis-resistant E3 ubiquitin protein ligase 1-like
Exons: 13
Biological process (GO): positive regulation of protein catabolic process; proteasome-mediated ubiquitin-dependent protein catabolic process; negative regulation of apoptotic process
Molecular function (GO): ubiquitin-protein transferase activity
Source: RefSeq, a predicted model, not a curated record